Synchiropus splendidus (mandarinfish) is the source of this 878-nucleotide messenger RNA. Its product is annotated as phosducin-like. The coding region runs from base 116 to 814 and encodes 232 amino acids. The record is from RefSeq and is a predicted model, not a curated record. Lineage: Eukaryota; Metazoa; Chordata; Actinopteri; Syngnathiformes; Callionymidae. Gene Ontology annotation, biological process: regulation of G protein-coupled receptor signaling pathway. The transcript has 6 exons.
CUGUUCCAGCCUCCUUGCACAUGCUCCUUGGAUAUGCAUUUUCAUCCGCUGACUGUUUUGGUGAACAGAAAACAAGAAGGCAAAUCGGAGGAGCAAGUGAAAGGGUGUCAGUAGGAUGUUCGGCCCAGCCCAGGAGGAGGAAGAGUUCCCCAUUAAUCACACAGGUCCAAAGGGAGUAAUAAAUGACUGGCGCAAGUUUAAACUGGAUAGCAUGGAUCAUACUCUUCCUCAGAGUAAGAGAGAGCUGAUGCGGCAGAUGUCGAGAGAGGAUGAUAAGGAGAGGCUGACAAGGAAGAUGAGUGCCCAGGAGUACGAGCUGGUCCAGGAUGAGGACGAGCAAUGCCUGAAACGCUACAGGAAACACUGUAUGCAAGAACUGCAUGAACACCUGAGCCAAAGCCCAAGGUUUGGCAAUAUCUAUGAGCUAGACAGCGGUGAAGCCUUCCUGCAGGUCAUUGAGAAGGAACAUCGUCUGACGACAUUGGUGGUUCACAUCUACCAGACUCAUGUCAAAGGCUGUGAACAAAUGAAUUCCUGUCUGGAAUGCCUUGCGUCAGAAUACCCGAGUGUCAAAUUCUGUCGAAUCGAUGCUGUGGCAACAGGACAUUCAGAGCGCUUUUCAUCGGAGGUUCUUCCUGCUGUGCUGGUGUACAAGGCUGGUGAGCUGCUUGGUAAUUUCAUGGCCAUCACGAAACACUUCAGUGAUGAUUUCUUUGCACCUGACGUGGAGGCCCUUCUCAAUGAAUAUGGUCUCCUGCCCAAGAAGUUCACAGAGAGUGGCUUUGGUGACCCUGAAGAUGGAGACGUGGAAUAGCCAGUAAUCAUACUACACAGUAGUGCUUUCAAAAUAAUAUUAAAAUACAUCAUUAAAUCAAUAA